UUCUUUUUUGAUAAAUGGGUGAGAAAAUUGAGAGCUUCCUACACACAUAAAAAAAACUAAGAGCAAAUAUCAAUUCAAAAAUAAAAUAAAAAUAUUAAAACCCCAUUUGCUCAUUCAUCAAGAAUUAAAAUUCUCAAGGGUGUGUUGUGUUUAGUUUUUAUGUUUGUGAGGUGUUUUUGAGAAAUUUUCUUUCAUUUUCUCGGGAAAAUCUUUGAUCAACAACAAUGUCAUCUUCAAGCUGGAGUUACUUUCGAAAUUAUCCAUCUAAUCUGCAACGCUUUCUUCAAUGUGUCACUCCAGUUAUUGCUUCACAAACUCUACCUCAGAGUUGCAUCAAUGAUCUAAAUAGUUUAUGGCAACCCCUUGGUAAGGACACUAUUGAAUGCUUCACUUUGAAAGAACUGUGGGAUUGUUACAAUGAAUGGAGUGCAUAUGGUGUUGGUGUACCUGUGAUGUUGGAGAAUGGUGAUACUGUGGUUCAUUACUAUAUUCCUUAUCUAUCUGCUAUGCAAAUCUACACCAAUAAGUCGGUCGCGGCUUCCCGGAACCAGAGAGAGGAUAAUGAUGUAGUUGAAUUUGAAAGUGAUUCAUGGAGUGAUGACAGUGGAACCGAUAACUCUUCUAGAUCUUUAAGUAACUAUUCAAGCAAAGCUUGGGAUGCUGUUUCUGAAGACUCAAACUUUGACCAAGAAAGUGGCUCAUGGCAAACAAAAGAUAAGCUUGGCUACCUUUACUUAAACUAUACUGAGAUGGCUUCGCCUUACCAGAGAGUUCCAUUUAUGGAGAAGAUACUUGAGUUAGCUAAAAGUUAUCCGGAAUUAAUGACGACGAUGAAGAGUGUUGAUCUUUCGCCGGCAAGUUGGAUGGCUGUUUCAUGGUACCCAAUUUAUACCAUCCCUAGUAGAAAAACUGACAAGGACAUGGAAGCAUGUUUCCUCACUUACCAUACAUUGUCUUCAUCUUUCCAAGACUUUGCUGAGCAUUAUGAUAUGGACAUAGAGAAAGAUGAAUAUUGUUUCAAUGGUUGGGAAAAUAUUGUAGGAGACGAUUACAACAAAAAGAACAAUGACUCUAUUUCUCUACCUCCAUUUGGACUAGCAACCUACAAAAUGCAGUGUGAUCUUUGGCUAAACACUGAUCCAAAUGAUUAUGAAAGUAUAUCAUGUCUAUAUAGUGCUGCUGAUUCUUGGUUGAAACAACUCAAUGUCCCUCACCAUGACUUCAACUUCUUCACAUCAAACCCUCUCUCAUAAAUCAAUUUUCGUCGAUUGAUACAUGAUCGUCCUUUGAUUGAGCUUCGAAAAUCGGAUGUCGGCCGGCUCAAAGAAAAUAUAUAGGUUCCUUUUGGUGCAACCAUGAAAGCAUUCAAAAACUUUGGAGUUGAAUGGUAAAAGGGUGUAUAACUUGUAAGCAAUGUAAAAAGCUUUGGUAGUUGGGAUUAAGUUUUUAAUCAACCAUUUUGGUUUUUUUUUAUAACUUAUAUAAGCUACUUUCUAAGAAACAAGAUUAUAUACUUCGUAAGUAACUAAUUAGAUUAAAUGAUUAAUGAGUUUCAGUUAAGAACGAAUUGUCCGAAUAACUCGAGUUCAAAUCUUAACUGGAAUAAUUCUUUAUCAUACUUUACUUACCUACCAACUGAACUCUAGAUUACUAGGAUUCCAUUCCUCUAGGAACCAUAGGGUUAAAAAAAGAAAAGAUUAUGUGGUUUGUUACAUGUAAUUGAACUAUGGUAUAUAUGCUAUGUACUAUAGUCGUCUUUAAUCAAACAUGGGCUUUGUUGAUUUU
Molecule: messenger RNA, 1785 nt
Organism: Cicer arietinum (chickpea)
Lineage: Eukaryota; Viridiplantae; Streptophyta; Magnoliopsida; Fabales; Fabaceae
Source: RefSeq, a predicted model, not a curated record